AUGUCUGUUGUCACUCGAAAGAGCAGCAGUGCACGCAGCAUCAGCAAUUCAAAUGCUGCCAGUCUUACUGGCCGAAUGCGGAUCUCUGCAGGUGUGCGUAGCAUGUCCUCCACCAUGUCUGCCAGCCGUGCACAGAGCGUGCACGGGGUCGCAGGGGUCUACGGCACCCGUAUCUCCAAGUCUACCCUCUCCCUGGAUGCACCUUAUGACCAGGUCGCCAUUUGUGGGAAUGAGAAGUUUGCCAUGCAAAAUCUCAAUGACCGUCUGGCUUCAUAUCUGGAAAAGGUGCGCUCCCUAGAGUCCGCCAAUCGAAAGCUGGAGCUUCAAAUAAGGGAAUUCUAUGAGAAGAGGGCCCCGGUCCAUAGCAAAGACCUCGCCGGCUUCUUCAGCACCAUCUCUGACCUCCGGGCUCAGAUAAUGAAGAGAGUUUCAGAGAAUCAGCAGAUUAACCUGAAUUUGGACAAUGCCAGAAUGGCUACUGAUGACUUCAAACUGAAGUAUGAGACUGAGAUGAACAUGCGUACGAUGACGGAGGCUGACCUGGCUCAACUCCGCGGGGUCUUUGACAGCCUCACUCUCACCCGUAGUGACCUGGAGCUCCAGUUGGAGGGUCUGAGAGACGAUGUGGUGUGGAUGAAGAGGAACCAUGAGGAGGAGUUGAAACUGCAGACCCAGCAGUCUGGCGCUGUGAAUGUUGAGGUGGAUUGUGCAGAGUCUGUUGACCUGACAAAGGUGCUGCAGGAGACCAGGAAUCAGUAUGAGGCCGUGGUGCAGAAGAACCAUAGAGAGGCUGAGAAGUGGUUCCAAGAUAAGGUGGAGGUUUUGCAGACCCAAAUCACCACCAGCACCACAGAGGUAAAGACCUCUAAAACUGAGCUUUUGGAAGUGAGGCGGCUCUACCAGAGUUUGGAGGUGGAGCUACAAGCCAUGCUCUCUAAGAAACAAUACCUGGAGCAGAACUUGUUAGAGGUGGGGGGUCGCUACAGCACCCAGCUCAGCCACUUCCAGAUGCGCAUUAACACACUGGAGACGGAGCUCCAGCAGCUGACUGGCAGCAUCCAGCAAGAGGCCACACAGUAUCAGCUGCUCCUGGACAUCAAGAUGAGGCUGGAACUGGAAAUUGCUGAAUACAGGAGGCUGCUGGAAGGACAGGCGCCGGGAAGGGCUGUGGUUAUCAGUGUGCAGACCAAGGAGGUGAAGGCAGUGGAGGAACAUAAACCCCACAUUGAGAGGCGUGUGAAGACCAUUGUGGAGGAGAUUGUCAAUGGACAGGUGGUGUCCUCCACUGUUGAUACCAAAGUGCAGGAAAUUCAGUAAUGCUGGAAUCAGUUCUUACUCAGCUGGGACUCUGUUCUUUCUCUGUUUUGAAUCGAGAUGGGUCUGUGUUUAUAUAAAUGUUACCAACAAAAAAAAAAGUAAAUGAUAUGAAAAAAAAAUAAGAAUUAAGGGUUUCGAAGUUCAACUGUAAUGGUUAUAAAACCCCACAAUACUCCUCUUCAAUGCAUGGUACAAAUGUUCAGCUUCUGGAUCUUUCACGUACACAUAUCUAUAGAUUAUUGGCUAAAUGCUAUCAGUUUAGUCAAUGAUUAGGGAAACUUAAGGGAAAUUGCAGAAACCUGGUAAACUUUUCCAAGUAGACAUCAAAGUUUCAAGGUAUCACUUGGAUAAAAUCAUCUUCACAGUUGUAUUUCUGUCUGUGUUUUUUUUGGUGCAUAAGCCGGUGGUAGGAUUUGUUUCAUGUAUUUUUCCAUCUUAAAUUCAGAUCUGGAAACUCUGAC
Molecule: messenger RNA, 1778 nt
Organism: Lampris incognitus (smalleye Pacific opah)
Lineage: Eukaryota; Metazoa; Chordata; Actinopteri; Lampriformes; Lampridae
Gene: krt99
Product: keratin 99
Exons: 9
Coding region: 1-1317 (438 amino acids)
Molecular function (GO): structural molecule activity
Source: RefSeq, a predicted model, not a curated record